Oncorhynchus keta (chum salmon) is the source of this 3148-nucleotide messenger RNA. Its product is annotated as phosphatidylinositol transfer protein beta isoform-like. Gene Ontology annotation, cellular component: cytoplasm. Bases 132 to 641 code for a protein of 169 amino acids. The transcript has 6 exons. The record is from RefSeq and is a predicted model, not a curated record. Gene Ontology annotation, molecular function: phosphatidylinositol transfer activity; phosphatidylcholine intramembrane carrier activity; phosphatidylcholine binding. Gene Ontology annotation, biological process: phospholipid transport. Lineage: Eukaryota; Metazoa; Chordata; Actinopteri; Salmoniformes; Salmonidae.
CUGACCCACAUCAGCAAGAAUGAAUUUAUGCUUUGCCAGGCUAGAUUAAAACAUGGACAGAAAUUCGAUUUGUCUCCUUUUCUUUCAUUGCUCACUUUUCUUUUCUCCUCCUCUCCCUCCAGAACGAGUAUAUGAAAGAUGACUUCCUGAUAAAGAUUGAGACGUGGCACAAACCUGACAUGGGAACUCUAGAAAACGUGCACGACUUGGAUGGUCCUACGUGGAAGACAGUGGAGGUGAUUCCCAUCGACAUCGCAGACAAAGAUGUGGUGGCCCAUGGGGAUUAUAAAGCAGAGGAAGAUCCUGCUCUGUUCAAAUCUACAAAGACAGGCAGAGGACCGCUCUCACCUGAAUGGAAGAACGAUCUGAUGAACAAGACCGACUGUCCUAAGAUGUGUGCCUACAAACUGGUCACUGUCAAGUUCAAGUGGUGGGGCCUGCAGACCAAAGUAGAGAACUUUAUCCAGAAGCAAGAGAAGCGUAUUUUCACUAACUUCCAUCGCCAGUUGUUUUGUUGGAUUGACAACUGGGUGGAGCUGACCAUGGCAGACAUCCGACGAAUGGAGGAAGAGACCAAGAAAGAGCUGGAAGAGAUGCGUGAGAAGGGCACCGUUAGAGGAACCUCGGCAACGGAAGAGUAACCACGCCCCUAUAGGUCAAAGGUCAGAGACAGGCUGACUGCGUAGUUCAGGUCAGGUUCGAGGCAUGAGUGCUGCUCACGAGCAGUGAGGUCGACCAACCAAACCCUUCCAUGAUGAUGUCACCAAGCUCACAAAGAAGAGGAAGUCAGCUGCUCUAUUCCCUGUCUCCCAUGAUUCAUAUAGGGGUUUGUCCUGAUUGGUCAAUAGUAGUGUACCGACUCCCAAUCACACGCCUCCUAUUCACAUUUUAAAAAACGAUUUGCACAGAAAGUAAAUUUAAAUUGCCUGUAACUAUAAUUGUUAGUUAAUUAUGAGACAGGCUUCAUUUGUAUCCAAGACGCUCAAAGCCAAUCCUUUUAAUCAGACUAGAAUGUUAUUUUACAGUCCUCAGUAUAUGUUAUAGUUUCCCCCUAAAUUGGAAUCGGAUCACUGAUUGGACCAAUUUGUUUUUGUUUUAUGUAUUUUGUUCCCCGUUGGAUACUGUAUCUGUCAUUGCUCUAGUUGGCUUCAUCCUUGUUUCGGUCUCCUCCCUCGAGACUAAGAUCUGUAUAAACCCUUAUCCGAGGUGUAGGGGUCUGCAGACUUGAAAUAAGUCCAAAAUGGCACCCUAUUCCAUAUAGUGCACUACUUCUGGCCAGAGGGCCAGGUCUGAAUAGGGUGCCAUUUGGGACGUCGAUUUAGCACCUCAACCCCUGUCUGACAGGUGGCUGGAGGAUGUUUUUUUUUUAUUUGACCAUGUCCAGGCCUGUUGCUAUCUCAUGGUUGAGUGGUUUGACAUGCAUGUAUACGAUUCCUGCCCUCUGACCGAUUUUGUUGCCAUUUGUUGUUGCAUUGCUGUCCUUUGAUCCAAUGUGUUUUCCUUUUUAAUGUGUUAAGGUUUUAAACAUUUCAUCCAUUGUUUGCCCCAAGUGAGUGUUCGCUGAGUUCAUACAUUUCAGAGCUGCUAGAUCAGCUGUCACUUGUACCUGUAGUUCAGGUGUCAUUCUACUGGAAUGAUGGAGAACAGAUGGAAUUAAACCCUCCUGCCCCUUUUGCUUUCUGCUUACCUGUAGUCACGUCGCUAAUGACUUCGGGGCUAGAAUUUGGUGGCGUUGAAAUACUUACAAGUAUUUGAUAGAUACCCAGGUCUGCUGCACCGUUAGGAGGGACAGAAAUACAUUGCCCUUGUGACUGAUGUCUCUAGCUGUCCUGUGGGAAUACCAGUUUAUUUCUACCACUGUAGUGUUGACUGUCCUCUUAUUUCAUAUUCACGGUUAUAAAACAUGGUCAGGUCCCCUCCAGAGGAGUGUUUCCCAAACUCUGUCCUGGGGCUCCCUGGUGGGGGGCAGGACCGUGUUUGGGGAAAACCCUGUUCUAGGUGACCUCUAUCUCCAGUACUGUAAUUAUAUAUAGUAGGGAGCUGGCUCAAAUGGCACCCUGUUCCCUAUAUGUAGUGCACAUAUAGUAGAUAGGGUGUUGAGGUUUAGAAUAGGUUGUAUUACUCUUGGAAAGUUUGUCAGAUCAGUGGGCAGUCCAGACACUGCUCUGACAGGUUAGGAUUGGAGAAAGUAAUGUUCCUAGAGCUGUGACUUAGGUCAAAAUGUUCCGCUUUCAGCCAUACUGUAGUUAUUACCCCUGUGAAUGUAGUGUGUCUAUGGGAUAAUGCAUGUCUUAGUAUGCAAAGAAAAUAUUUUUGUGUGGAUAAUCACACAUUCUCCAUCAGCGCAACCAUGUAGCUACCUGCUGCAGCAUUAACAGAUAAGGAUAUUUGAUGAAGUAUCUACUGAAAAUGGAUAGUUUAUUCCCGUUAUCUUGUUUUACAUUUUGAUCUCCAGGAUCAUGAAGCCUUGGAGUGAGAGAGACACUGUUAAAAGGAUAAGUUGUAUUCUUUUGUCUGUGUUUCUCCUGUUUUUUGUUGUUGAUUUUACCCGUUCCUGUUGGGUCGCACAGCUGCAUCCGACAAUGGCUGCACCUACACAGGCAGCCCAGUUGAUCUAUUUUUCCCUCCACAUCCCAUCAGCUCAUCUGGCUGGUCAAAAGAUGAGAAUUUGGCUGCCUGUGUAGAUGCAGCUAAUGUGACCCAUAACUGUCGCAGGUGAUGAUUUGGAUUAGUGUUUAUAGAAGUACCAGUGAUGUGAGCCAGGGUUAGAAAGGCCUAAUGGAGUAUCACUUAACUCAGUCCUGGGGGUCCCCAGAGGUGCCCCUUUUUCAUUAUCCCUAAAACUGAAUUAACUCGUUUUCACCAAGCCACUGGUUACUUUAAUCAGGUGUAUUAGUGAUGAGCUGGAGAAAAACUGUGUGUACCCCCCCAGGAAUGGAUUGAGAAACACUGGCCAUCAGUCCAUUGUAUCUGUAUGGUCAUCAUGCCUAAGCACUUGCAAAAUAAAUUUCAACAAUGCAUAUAAAUGUAUAUUUUCUGAUCAUGUAGUGAAUGUAAAAUGUUAAUAUUUUUGUUUUUCACAGCUUCUGAGCUGUGGCAAGGUCUAGACAAUAACAGAAUAUCUAUUAAAAUUUAACACAAAACUCCA